UCGAGUCAUCGUCACCGCGGCGAAAAGUCAACUUUUUCCGCACUGGAACCCAUAGUUGUGAAUAGCGAGCGAGAGGAGCUAACAUUAUCCAUUCUUUGGCGUAAAGUUCGAACCAACACACAUAUGAGCGUUCAAUUCGCUAGAAUACUGUCUGUUCCUGCUGACUGCUUUGUCCAAAUUCGAGUGAAGCAGUGAAAGACGCGAUUCAGAAACUCCGGAAUUUCGGACGAAGCGAAAGGAUCUUGUUUGUAAUUUUGUCAUUGCAAACGUGUGUGCGUGUGUGUGGAACGGGAAAAUCUUUUUCCUUCGCGAUAACACGAAAGUUUUUCGCCCUCCAGAUAAGUUUUCUCGUGCAAUGUGUUGUUUCAAAGUUAUGUGAUUUUCGUUGCUGCCCUGCUCUUGUACGCUUGAGUGCGGUGGGUUUCACCGAGAUAAAGAAGCGGAGCCGUUCGAGGAUUUAGAGCUUCCUUGGAAGAUUCAGUUUUUGUCCAGUUCUUUUUUUUUAUGUAAGUCACGCGCCGGAAAGAAAACGAAGAAGGCAGUGGCGAAGAGUGUUUUUAGAGGAGCCAAACAAAAGAAACAUUACGAGACGCGACAUAAAAAUAAACUUUCGAUGUCGAUUCUUCCAAUUCGCGAGUGUCUGAUGAGUGUUUAUUUCGUCCGAAGGUGAAGUUUGUGCUGUAGGAGAAUCCUACAAGAAAAUCGGUUGCUACGAUUCUAAAACCAGUCGAACUAGAAGGGGAAGAAGAACGCCUUCAGAGGACAACCAUUCGGGCUGAAUCAGCGGAAGGAAACUACAUAACAAACACGAACAGCACAGAUUCAUAAUGCGUGAAUACAAAAUUGUUGUGCUCGGCAGCGGAGGUGUCGGCAAAUCUGCUUUAACAGUACAGUUUGUUCAGGGUAUAUUCGUGGAAAAGUACGAUCCUACGAUAGAAGACAGCUACCGAAAACAGGUUGAAGUAGACGGACAGCAAUGCAUGUUGGAAAUUCUGGACACAGCUGGAACGGAACAAUUCACGGCGAUGCGAGAUCUUUACAUGAAAAAUGGCCAGGGCUUCGUGCUGGUGUAUUCCAUUACCGCACAAUCGACGUUUAACGACCUGCAAGACCUGCGAGAGCAGAUUCUAAGGGUUAAGGACACUGACGACGUUCCGAUGGUGUUGGUCGGCAACAAAUGCGAUCUGGAGGAUGAGCGAGUGGUCGGCAAGGAGUUGGGCAAAAGUCUUGCCAACCAGUUCAACUGUGCAUUCAUGGAAACGUCAGCCAAAGCCAAAAUUAAUGUUAACGACAUUUUCUACGACUUAGUGCAACAAAUUAACAAAAAAUCACCCGAGAGAAAGCCCAACAAAAAGAAGAAAUCGCUAUGUGUGUUGCUCUAAGUAAGCUACAACUAAUUAACAAAGUUAUAAUAAAGAGGAAAACUGUAACAGAGGUAAUAAAAAGAGAAAAAAAACGUUCAGAAGUAAUAACUAAGAAAAAAAAGUUAUAAACAUUAUAUUAAUUAAAAGAAAACAAAAAGAGGAAACAAAAUUAAAACCAACAAUCGCCGUAAGGAACUUGACGAGAAGCGUGUGGCUGCGAGGUCCCACGAUCGAACAAAAGGGCAACAAAUAGGAACAGAAACAGAUUAACAACAGUGGACAUAACAAGAACACUACUUACUUGAUAAUUUAAAAAACAAGUUUUGAACUAGCCAGAUUAUUCUCCUCGACGCAAGAGUGCACACAAACGGAAAAUGCAACAUUCACUAUGGAAUUAAAGAGAACAAAUCGUACGUUGUCAUCAUCGCCAUUAUUGUUAUUGUGAUUGUUUCUAUUUACUUCACACGAUCACAUCAUUAUUAUUUCCCUCUCAUAGACAUAAAAAAUGGCUCUUGCACUUUCGCUAGAUUAUUGAGUUCAGACACAAUAAAAACAUUUUCUUCGAACACGUGUGGCUACUCUUUUUCUAAUCGUGAUUUUUGGCUUCCAUUUUUCACCGACACAUUGACCCAUGAGCGCGCUAUCAUAUACAUACACAUAAAUAUAAAUGGUGUUUGAUCUCUAGCGACUUGAGAAAAGAAACUAUACAACAAAUUAGAAAAAAAAACUUCCAGUUAGGCAUACUUAUUGCUUCACAACUAUCAAAAAAGUAAAACUUUAAGACUCGAGAGACUUGCAGAAAAUUGUUGUUUAAUAAUUUAUACACAUUCACAGCAAAUAAAAUCAGUAAAAAGUUGACAUUCGUUCAGACGAAAAAAAUACAGCGUAAUUGAAAAGUAUUAUAGAGGAAUUUUUGCAGUCAAUGAACACAGACUAUAGUUUAGGAUUCGUAUAAGAUUAUCAUAUGGAGAAUGGAAAAAAGAACAACUAGAUUUUAUACCAUUUUUAAACGCAAUGAUAUCAAAUUUUCUACUGUCUUACACAAUUUUACUGAGUGAAAAGUAUUGAUACUGUGAUUCAAGGUGCACUCCAGCGUGUGACUCGCAGUAGAGAGUGGUGUCGUAUUGCUGCUGCACUCUUCGCUCUUUCACGAGUUUCACGUGAAAUAAAUUUGAAUCCAAAGGUUGCAUUUUUGAGUGCCAAAACCAAAACAUACACUCAGAUCGUAGAGACAGACCCGGUUUGGGAGUGAGGCCGAAUGAUUCAUUUCAUCUUUCCAAUCUUGCCCUUUCCUACUCCUCUUUGUCUAAGUUUACAUCAAGUUUUUCUGCUAGUAUUUACACUCAUUCCAAAGUGUCACUUUUAACGCUGUUCAAAAAUGUUUUAGAGAAAUGCAAACGAAAUAUAAAUUCAAUAAUCUACAAGUCAACAUUGUAACACAGAAGUUCGCCUUUGUUCGAGUUUUAAAUAGUAUAGCGGUAAGCCAAACGUAAUCAAACAUAAGAUCGUCAUCGUCGUUGUUGUCGUCAUGAAGAAGAAAAAAAACUUCCACCAGAACACGUGAAAAUAGAUCAUGCUACAGUGAUAAUUCGCGAAGAAAGAUUUGAUAGCUCCACAAACCAUCAUAGUCUUUCUUCCUUGCAUCGUUCCCCUUUCCAGGUAGUACCGGGUAGAUUCCAAUCCACCACCUCAUGAAACAAAUGAACAGAUACAAAAAAGUGUUAUCAAAGUGACCCAAACUCCAAAAGAAAAUUAGUGUAAAUCAAUACAAUCUGAUGUGAAUGUGUCUAGACUUCCACACGGAACAGACUUAGCAUAUAUCAAGAUAUCGUUCAAGAAAACACACAAACAGUACACGAUUAAGAAAAAUGACAACUUGAAUAGCGAAUUUCAAAAAAAAAAAUAGGCGAUACUACGCUAAUGAAUGAAGCCUCGUUAUCACACUGCAUCAUUCAUUCUUCCAGGUUGCAGGGGGAAUUCGAACCAGUAAAAUAAUUUACACAAUAGGAAAACAAACUGACGCAUCUCGAAUCUGCAACGUGAACACAACAAAUCGCCACAAAACAAAUUGUAGCGAAAAAAACGAUAUAUCAUUCACGCGGACAUGUACACGUACAUACACAGCCACACAUACACAAACACACACGCUCUUCUCCUAUACUGAUUAAGAAGAAAAGGACGAAAACAAGAUAUAACUGUGUAACCAAGCAAAACAAUCUAUUUUCUAAUGAAUAAAAAGUAUAUAUAUAUACAAUGACA
Messenger RNA from Toxorhynchites rutilus septentrionalis, 3623 nucleotides. It is a transcript of the gene Rap1, whose product is annotated as ras-related protein Rap1. Gene Ontology annotation, biological process: Rap protein signal transduction; negative regulation of synaptic vesicle exocytosis; cellular response to cAMP. The record is from RefSeq and is a predicted model, not a curated record. Gene Ontology annotation, molecular function: GDP binding; GTPase activity; GTP binding. Bases 828 to 1382 code for a protein of 184 amino acids. NCBI's taxonomy places the organism in Eukaryota, Metazoa, Arthropoda, Insecta, Diptera, Culicidae. Gene Ontology annotation, cellular component: plasma membrane. The transcript is spliced from 6 exons.